Molecule: messenger RNA, 7305 nt
Organism: Oxyura jamaicensis (ruddy duck)
Lineage: Eukaryota; Metazoa; Chordata; Aves; Anseriformes; Anatidae
Gene: SPTB
Product: spectrin beta, erythrocytic
Exons: 34
Coding region: 248-7147 (2299 amino acids)
Biological process (GO): actin cytoskeleton organization
Cellular component (GO): cell junction; spectrin; cell projection
Molecular function (GO): actin filament binding; structural constituent of cytoskeleton; phospholipid binding
Source: RefSeq, a predicted model, not a curated record
GUGGGGACGCAGCGGGGUGAGCCACCGCGGGGUGACAACGUCUGGGGGCGCCCCGAGCGCGCGGCACCUCCGUGCCCCGAAACACCUGGGGCGCGGCGCUAAAUCCCGUUGAGCGGAUUAACCGGCAGGUCUUAGCCACAAAUCCCGGCGCGUGGCGGGGCGGCAAUGCCCGUGCCCGCGUCCACGGCACCCCACAGCGGCCCCUUCCCCGCAGCCGACGGCCGCCCGGCCGCGGGACGCCGGGACCAUGACCUCGGAGAACGACUACGACCACCUGGAGCUGCAGCAGUCCUACAGCCACUGGGACGCCUCCGACGAUGAGCUGGACAACGACAACAGCUCCGCGCGCCUCUUCGAGCGCUCCCGCAUCAAAGCCCUGGCAGACGAGCGGGAGGCGGUGCAGAAGAAGACCUUCACCAAGUGGGUGAACUUGCACUUGGCUUGCGUCACCUGCCGCAUCUCAGACCUCUACCUGGACCUCCGGGACGGGCGGAUGCUCAUCAAGCUGCUGGAGGUGCUGUCCAAAGAGAUGCUGCCCAAGCCCACCAAGGGCCGGAUGCGGAUCCACUGCCUGGAGAACGUGGACAAGGCGCUGCAGUUCCUGAAGGAGAAGCAGGUGCACCUGGAGAACAUGGGCUCCCACGACAUCGUGGACGGCAACCACCGCCUCAUCCUCGGCCUCAUCUGGACCAUCAUCCUGCGCUUCCAGGUCCAGGAUGUCAUCAAGGAGAUGAAGGAGGGCCCGGAGACGCGCUCCCCCCGGGACGCGCUGCUGCUCUGGUGCCAGAUGAAGACGGCGGGCUACCCCCACGUGAACAUCACCAACUUCACCUCCAGCUGGAAGGACGGGCUGGCCUUCAACGCCCUCAUCCACAAGCACAGGCCCGAGCUGUUUGAGUUCAAAACCCUGACCAAGUCCAAUGCCCGGCACAACCUGGAGCACGCGUUCAGCGUGGCGGAGCGGCACCUGGGCAUCACCCCGCUCCUCGACCCCGAAGAUGUGUUCACGGAGAACCCCGACGAGAAGUCCAUCAUCACCUACGUGGUGGCCUUCUACCACUACUUCUCCGAGAUGAAGAAGCUGGAGGUGAAGGGCAGGCGGCUGGGCAAGGUCAUCGAGCACGCCAAGGAGACGGAGCGGAUGAUCGAGGGCUACGGGGGGCUGGCCUCCGACCUGCUCACCUGGAUCGAGCAGACCAUCAUCUCCCUCAACAGCCGCAGCUUCGCCAACUCGCUGGCCGGGGUGCAGCACCAGCUGCAAGCCUUCAGCACCUACCGCACGGUGGAGAAGCCCCCUAAGUUUCAGGAGAAGGGCAACCUGGAGGUGCUGCUCUUCACCAUCCAGUCGCGGAUGCGAGCCAACAACCAGCGCGUCUACACCCCGCAUGAGGGGCGCCUGGUCUGCGACAUCAACCGGGCGUGGGAGCAGCUGGAGAAAGCGGAGCACGAGCGGGAGCUGGCGCUGCGCAACGAGCUCAUCCGGCAGGAGAAGCUGGAGCAGCUGGCGCGGCGCUUCGACCUGAAGGCGGCCAUGCGGGAGGCCUGGCUGAGCGAGAACCAGCGCCUGGUGGCACAGGAUAACUUUGGCCAGGACCUGCCGGCGGUGGAGGCGGCCAAGAAGAAGCACGAGGCCAUCGAGACGGACACGGCCGCCUACAGGGAGCGGGUGCAGGCCAUCGAGGCGGUGGCGAAGGAGCUGGAGGCAGAGGGCUACCACGACAUCAAGCGCAUCAAGGGGCGCAAGGACAACAUCCUGCGGCUCUGGGAGCAGCUCCAGGAGCUGCUGCGUGCCCGGCGUCAGCGCCUCGAGAUGAACCUCACCCUGCAGCACCUCUUCCAGGAGAUGCUGCACAGCAUCGACUGGAUGGACGAGGUCAAGGCACAGCUGGCAUCGCCCGAAUCCGGGAAGCACCUCCUGGAGGUGGAGGAGCUGCUGGAGACCCACCGGCUGCUGGAAGGUGACAUGGCCCUGCAGGCGGAGAAGGUGCGGGCUGUCAGCGCUGCUGCCCUCCGCUUCGCCGACGCUGAGGGCUACCGCCCCUGCGACCCCAAAGUGAUCCGGGACCGCGUGAGCCACCUGGAGCUGUGCCGGCGGGAGCUGCAGGCGCUGGCGGCGAGGCGCAAAGCCCUGCUGGAGCAGUCCCGGGCGCUCUGGCAGUGCCUGCGGGAGCUGGACGAGGCGGAGGACUGGAUCAAGGAGCAGGAGCAGAUCUGCUCGGCGCUGGACUACGGCAAGGACCUGGCGGGCGUGCUGCUGCUGCAGCGCCGCCACGCCGCCUUGGAGGCCGAGCUGGAGGCCCGGGGCGCCCGGCUGGAGCGGGCGCUGGUGGCGGCCGAGCGGCUGGCGGCCGCGGGGCGCGAGGCCGGGCUGCUGCGGGAGCGGGCGGCCGCCGUCCGGGCGCUCUGGGGCCAGCUGCAGGAGCUGGUGGCUUUCCGCCGGCGGGGGCUGCGGGACGCCGAGGGCUUCUUCCAGUUCCAGGCGGAGGCCGAGGAGCUGGCGGAGGCGCUGACGGAUGCCCGGCGGCGGGCGGCCAGCGAGGAGCUGGGCCACGACGAAGCCCGCACCCAGGCGCUGCUGCGGGAGCACCAGGAGCUGCUGGAGGAGCUGGUGGCCGCCCGGCAGCUCCUGGAGCGCUUGGGCCACCAAGCGGAGGGCUUCCCCCCGGAGCUGCAGGCUGGCCCCGAGGCGCAGAGCCGGCUGGCGGCGCUGCGGGCGCUGCACGCCGAGGUGGUCGGGCUGGCCGAGCUGCGCGGCCGCCGGCUGCAGGAUGCCCUGGACCUCUACACUGUUUUCGGGGAGAGCGAAGCCUGCCAUCUCUGGAUGGCCUCCAAGGAGCGGUGGCUGGAGAAGCUGGAGGUGCCCGAGGCGCUGGAGGACCUGGACGUGGUGCAGCACAGGCUGGACGGGCUGGAGCAGGAGAUGGCCGGCGUGGCUCCCCAGAUCGACGCCGUCAACCGCGCAGCCGACGGUCUGCUGGAGAGCGGGCACCCGCGCAGCCCCCAGGUGCGGCAGUGCCAGCAGCAGCUCAACGAGAGGUGGGGCCGUUUUCGGGAGCUGGUGUCCCGGCGGCGCGCGGCGGUGGGCUCGGCGCUCAGCCUGCUCAACUACCGGCUGGAGUGCGAGGAGACCCGCUCCUGGCUGCUGGGCAAGACGCGGGUGGUGGAGUCCACGCGGGACCUCGGCCGCGACCUGGCCGGCGUCCUGGCCACCCAGCGCAAGCUGUACGGCAUCGAGCGUGAGCUGGCGGCCGCCGAGAGCCGCCUGGCCGCCCUGCGCCCCCAGGCUGCCCGCCUGGCCGAGGAGCGCCCCGAACUGGCCGAGGACGUGGCGGGGCGGCUGGCGGCGGCUCAAGACGCCAUGGACGGGCUGCAGGACGCCCUGCGGGACCGGGCGGCCACGCUGGGGGAAGCCGGGCAGCUGCAGAGCUUCCUGCAGGACCUGGAUGACUUCCAAGCGUGGCUCUUCGGGGCGCAGAAAGCCGUGGCGGCCACCGACGAGGUGCCGGUGUCGGUGGCCGAGGCGGAGGAGCUGCUGCAGCGGCACGCGGCCGCCCGCCAGGACGCCGAGGGGCACGCGGCCGCCUUCGAGGCGCUGGUGGAGGCGGGCGAGCGGGUGACGGGGGGCCAGGAGGACCCCGAGUACGAGCAGCUGCGGGAGCGGCUGCGGGGCGUGGAGGCGGGCUGGGGCGCCCUGCGCAAGAUGUGGGACGCCCGGCAGCGCUUCCUCGCCCAGUGCCUGGGCUUCCAGGAGUUCCUGCGUGACGCCAAGCAGGCGGAGAUCCUCCUCGCCAACCAGGAGUACACGCUGGCCCACCUGGAGCUGCCCACCACGCUGGAGGGCUCGGUGGCUGCCCUGCGCCGCUUCGAGGACUUCCACGCCAGCAUGGAGAGCAGCGCUGAGAAGGUCCCCAGCGUGGUGGCCAGCGGCACCAAGCUGGUAGCCGAGGGCAACAUCUUCUCCGAGAAGAUCACCGAGAAGUGCCAGGCCCUCCAGGAGCGGCACCAGGCGAUCGUGGCCAAGGCUCAGGAGGCGGCGGGCUUGCUGCAGGACAACCACGAGCUGCAGAGCUUCCUGCAGAGCUGCCGAGAGCUCGCCACCUGGGUGGAGGAGAAGAUGCUGACGGCGCAGGACGCGUCCUACGGGGAAGCCCGUGGUCUCCACGGCAAGUGGCAGAAGCACCAGGCGUUCAUGGCCGAGCUGGCGGCCAACCGGGGCUGGAUGGAGAAGAUCGAAGAGGAGGGGACGGAGCUGGCGAGCCGCAAGCCGCAGUACGGCGCCGUGGUGGGACGGCGCCUGGGCGAGCUGCGGGCGCUGUGGGACGGGCUGCACGCCGCCGCCGAGGAGAAGGGCCGGCAGCUCUUCGAGGCCAACCGCGCCGAGCUGUGCGCCCAGAGCUACGGCGACCUGGAGCGCUGGCUGGGGCAGGCGGAGGGCGAGCUGCGCGCCGCCGAGCGGGCCGAGGACCUCACCAGUGCCAACCUGCUGCUCAAGAGGCUGACGCGGCUGGAGGAGCAAGUGGGAGCGCGGCAGGAGGAGCUGGCGGAGCUGGCGGCCCCGCUCGCCGGGGCUGCGCCGGAGCCUGACGGGCAGGAGCAGAGGCUCCAGCAGCGCUUCCUCGAGCUGCUGGAGCCACUGGGGAGGAGGAGGAGGGAGCUGGAGACCUCCAAGGCCAUGUACCAGCUGGCGCGUGACCUGGAGGACGAGACGAUGUGGGUGCAGGAGAGGAUGCCACGGGCCAGGUCGACGGACCACGGCACCGACCUGCAGAGCGUGCAGCGCCUGGCCAAGCGGAAUGAGACCCUGCAGAAGGAGCUGCAGGGCCAUGCCCCCCGGCUGGCCGAGGUGCUGGCGCGCGGCGAGGCGGCGGCCGAAGGUCCGUGCCCGGAGCUGGCGGAGCGGGCGCAGGAGCUGAGGGUGCUGUGGGAGGCUCUGCGGGAGGAGGUGGCCGCGCGGCAGCGGAGGCUGCAGGAGGCCGGCGAGGCCCAGCAGUACUACCUGGAUGCCGGCGAGGCCGAGGCGUGGGUCAGCGAGCAGGAGCUCUUCAUGGGGGAUGAGGAGAAGCCGAAGGACGAGGAAAGUGGGUUGGUGAUGCUGAAGAGACACGUGCGACAGCAGCGCGCCAUCGAGGACUACGGCCAAACCAUCAAGGAGCUGGCGGGGAGGGCGCAGCAGCUGCUCUCCGCCGGCCACCCCGAGGGGGAGCAGAUCAUCCGGCUGCAGGGCCAGGUGGACAAGCACUACGCGGGGCUGAAGGAGGCGGCCGAGGAGCGCCGGCGGCGCCUGGAGAACAUGUGCCACCUCUUCCAGCUGAAGCGCGAGGUGGAGGACCUGGAGCAGUGGAUCGCCGAGCGCGACGUGGCCGCCUCCUCCCAGGAGAUGGGGCAGGACCUGGACCACGUCACGCUGCUGCGGGAGAAGUUUCGGGAGUUUGCGCGGGAAACGGGCAGCGUGGGGCAGGAGCGCGUGGACCGGGUCAACCUGGCCAUCGAGGACCUCAUCGACGCGGGGCACACCGAGGCCGCCACCAUGGCCGAGUGGAAGGACGGGCUGAACGAGAGCUGGGCCGACCUCCUGGAGCUCAUCGACACCCGCAUGCAGCUGCUGGCCGCCUCCCACGACCUGCACAAGUACUUCUACGACGGCGCCGAGCUGCUGGCCCUCAUCGCCGCCCGCCACCAGGAGCUGCCCCAGGACCUGGGCGACGACUCGGGCUCGGUGGAGGCUUUCCACCGCAUGCACAGCGCCUUCGAGCGCGACCUCCAGCUGCUGGAGACGCAGGUGCAGCAGUUCCGGGAGGCGGCGGCGCGGCUGCAGACCGCCUACGCCGGCGAGAAGGCGGCCAGCAUCCAGCAGCUGGAGCAGGAGGUGGCGCGGGCGCUGCGGGCGCUGCUGGAGGCGUGCAGCGGGCGCCGGGCGCGCCUGGUGGACACGGCCGACAAGUUCCGCUUCUUCAGCAUGGCCCGCGACCUGCUGUCCUGGAUGGAGAGCACCACGCGGCAGAUCCAGACGCAGGAGAAGCCCAGGGACGUCUCCUCGGUGGAGCUGCUCAUGACGUACCACCAGGGCAUCCGCGCCGAGAUGGACGCGCGCAGUAAGAGCUUCGCCGCCUGCGUGGAGCUGGGCAAGAAGCUGCUGCAGCGCAAGCACCAGGAGUCACCCGAGAUCAAGGCGAAGCUGAUGGAGCUGCUGGACAAGAGGAAGGCCAUGAUGGAGCUGUGGCAGCAGCGCUGGGACCGGCUGCGGCUGCUGCUGGAGGUGUGCCAGUUCUCCAGGGACGCCUCGGUGGCCGAGUCGUGGCUGGUGGCGCAGGAGCCCUACCUGGCCAGCAGCGACUACGGGCAGACGGUGGACGGGGUGGAGAAGCUGCUCAAGCGGCACGAAGCCUUCGAGAAGUCCACGGCCACCUGGGAGGAACGCAUCGCCGCCCUGAGGAAGCUGACGACGCUCGAGCUCCUGGGCGGGCGGACGCUGCGGGAGGAGGAGGUGACGCACGACGCCGCUCCCGAAUAUCGCCUGGAUCUGGAUGCUGAGCUGGAGGCAGGGUCGGAGGAAGAGGACGAGAAGAGGAAGGGGGUGACGCCGCAGGACACCUCUCCGCCUGCCACCGAUGGGCUCCAACCGCCGGCCCAGGGCGAGGAGGAGCCGGCCACGGUGCCACGGGAGGAGGUGGCCACGCUGCCCGCCCAGCCGGCCCGCGUCCAGCUCGAGGGCUACCUGGGCCGCAAGCACGACCUGGAGGCGGCCACCAAGCGGGCGUCCAACAGGUCGUGGAGCACGCGGUACUGCGUGCUGCGGGGCGGCGAGCUCGCCUUCUUCAAGGACGCCAAGAGCCGGGCGCUGGGGGUGCCCUGCCAGGGCGAGGAGCCCCUGGGGCUGCGCGACGCACGCUGCCAGGUGGCCGCCGGCUACAAGAAGAAGAAGCACGUCUUCACGCUCAGGCUCAGCAACGGCAGCGAGUGGCUCUUCCACGGCAAGGAUGAGGAGGAGAUGCAGACGUGGCUGCAGGGGCUGCACGCGGCCAUCACCUCCUGCCAGACCCUGCCGGCCAAGGCGCGCAGCCUGCCCCCGCCCCGCGCCCCCCCCGAGCCCGGCCCGCCCCGGCGGGACAAGGAGAAGCGCUUCAGCUUCUUCCCCAAGAAGAAAUAAAUCGGGGGGAGGGGAGGGGGGAAGGGGGGGCAGCACCGCACCCACACGGCGUGUACAUAUAUAUAAAUAUAUCUAUGUGUUUAUAUUUAUAUAUAUACAUACGUUUCCAUGCUUCAGGGCAUGCAGGCACCCCGGUGUCGGUGCACGCACGUCUAUGC